CUCUCUCUCUCUCUCUCUCUCUCUCUCUCUCUGAAGUGGAUACACGUGUACGCACGCACAUGGAUCUAGCCACCCGUACACACAGGGGCGUCUCAGGGGUAGCUGCGGCCUUGCUGGUGGUAGUGGUGGUGGUGGUGGUGGAGGCGCGGGGCCACAACACCACCAGGGCACGUCCAGGGUGGCAGCCGCGCCUGGUGGGGUCAACUCCUCUGAAGCACGCGGCGUUCAUUGAGGCUUACUUCUCCGAGGAUGCAGAGCUGGAUUACCUGGAUCGUUGGAGCAUCUACAUCUCCACCUUUGAUCCGCUGGGGGGGUGUGAGUGUACUAAGUGGUUGGGUAGUGGGGACGAGGUGUACCGCGUGAGGUCCCCCGGGCGCCACAUGGACAACCCCUCGGCGUGGACUGUGGAGGAGAUGGACAACACUGCCUUCUGGCCCAACAACCCAGACUACUUGCCUAGCUCCGUGGCAGGCGCUGAGGGCGUGGUAUGGACCUCUGGCUUCCUCGUGCCCGGGAAAGGUGACGGGCAGCUGCAGAUGUACCAGACAGGGAGGGACCCGAUGCCGCCAGCUGUGGACAUCGCCUCCUUAUCUACUAACACGUGGUCGUAUCAUCGAGUGGUAUGGAAGGACAUGGAUCUGGAUGGCGACCUGGAUGCGCUCACUGCUCGCUUCCACCAGCCCCUCCUUGGCUCGACCAAGAAAGAGUUAGUGUGGCUUGAGAACGAGGGGCAGGGCUUCGUGGAGGGGUGGCUGCAGCACGUGGUGGCGGCUGACGGGCCUGACGUGUCCUUCGCGCCAGUCAAGCUGUCAGCCGGAGGAAGGGACUUUGACUGCCUCGUGAUUGCUGAGUUCUUCAAUGAGCGCACCUCCAUCUACUGGACAGAGAGUGAAGAGGGAAGCUGGGCGGAUCCCAACCUGGUAAGGUCACGUGUCAUCAAUGAACACGCAGGCCAGGUGUUUGAUGUUCUAGUGGAUGACUUCAAUAGGGACGGGACGCUGGAGUUUCUCGCCACGGAAUACAGGAAGGAUCUGGGAGUGGGCCAAGCUACCAUAUACCUGUUCCCAGAGGAUUUCAGAACCGAUGACUUCACGCACUUCAAGAUCGCAGACAGCUUUCGGCCCAACCAGAUCAUAGGCGCUCAGACCAUGUCCCCCGGCUCACCCAAGACCUUCUACCCUACGGCGGAGUUUGCGGCGGGCCUAGCAGAGGACGGACUGCCCCACAAACCGUACAUCCUCCUCUCUGGCGAUGAUGACGGGAGAAUGUACGUUUUGUUCCCCAAUUCUGACGCUCGAGAUGACUGGGUGUAUCAGAAGCACAUCCUUAUAGACACGGAGGAGACCACAAUCGGCAAGAUGGCGCAUGGUGACUUUGAUGGUGACGGCUUUGAGGACGUGGUGGUGGCAGGGUACUCCAUAGGUCAGCUCUACCUCUUCACCUACAACCCAUAGCACCCACAAAGCCCCUAACCUAACCUAACGCCUAACCUGACCCAACCAAGGCUAACUAACCUAGUCUAGCUUACUCCCCUUACUGUCCCUAGAACCAUACCCGUUGCAUCUUUGCAUGCUCAAGAACCUCUAAUUUAGCUCUUGUAUUCCUGAGAACCGGUACGACCUCUAGAACUUGAGAAACGAAUAAAUAAAUGCAUGUUUUUUU
Messenger RNA from Scylla paramamosain (green mud crab), 1662 nucleotides. RefSeq lists its product as uncharacterized. The coding region runs from base 60 to 1454 and encodes 464 amino acids. The transcript is spliced from 11 exons. Lineage: Eukaryota; Metazoa; Arthropoda; Malacostraca; Decapoda; Portunidae. The record is from RefSeq and is a predicted model, not a curated record.